AGACUUCAUAUCAGCUUGUUCAUUUUAAUACUUUGGCUAUCAGUCACAGAGCAAUUUUUACGUUCUAACUACUUUGAAAAGUAAGAAAUUCCACCAAAAUUAGCCGUCUUUUGCGGUUACCGAAAUUAACGCAAAUGGGUCUGAAACGCUUUGUAUCCUCUGUGAUUCGCAAGUCCCCGAUCAGUCCGUCGGAACCUGGAAAAUUGGCUGCCGGUUGCCCAGCCGUGUUCGCCCAAGACGGCACGUGGAGUGCCAAGUUCAAUGGUCGCUCCGCUCCGGAGAAGAUUAACGAUCAGGUGAUCAAGCAAGAGUCCGGCCGCAAGGACGCCGAUUUAACUUCCACAACUCGACUCCCACGCAAACGUUCUUGGCUACAGAGGCGUGUGAUUCCCUCGUAGACGACGCUCGCGUGUUUAAAUAUCCAGAAAUGCCAAAUCUGUAAUCGCAACUUCAGUCGCCGUUUUGCAGUUUCACGCUCUGGUGUGCUAAGUAAAUGAUUUAUUACUUCAA
Molecule: messenger RNA, 510 nt
Organism: Drosophila sechellia
Lineage: Eukaryota; Metazoa; Arthropoda; Insecta; Diptera; Drosophilidae
Exons: 1
Coding region: 135-398 (87 amino acids)
Source: RefSeq, a predicted model, not a curated record